Racocetra persica is the source of this 177-nucleotide messenger RNA. Lineage: Eukaryota; Fungi; Glomeromycota; Glomeromycetes; Diversisporales; Gigasporaceae. The record is from the annotation of a GenBank genome assembly.
UGUAAAGAAAAAGCAGAGAGCAAUUUAACUAAAUUACAGCAAAAAGAAGUUAAUAGUAUAAUCCCUAGCGAAAACUCAAAAACUAAUGAGAUUGUAAAGGAAAAUUCCUAUAAAUUCCUUAAACUAGACAAGACAAUGAAAGAGGAUAUUGAGGCAGAAAUAAGUCCUACUACUUGA